Messenger RNA from Myxocyprinus asiaticus (Chinese sucker), 5163 nucleotides. RefSeq names its product tau tubulin kinase 1a (gene ttbk1a). The transcript is spliced from 15 exons. Lineage: Eukaryota; Metazoa; Chordata; Actinopteri; Cypriniformes; Catostomidae. Gene Ontology annotation, molecular function: protein serine/threonine kinase activity; ATP binding. Gene Ontology annotation, biological process: peptidyl-serine phosphorylation; signal transduction; peptidyl-tyrosine phosphorylation. Bases 239 to 4048 code for a protein of 1269 amino acids. Gene Ontology annotation, cellular component: nucleus; cytoplasm. The record is from RefSeq and is a predicted model, not a curated record.
GAAGAGUGAUGUGUGGUGCUGAUGCUGGGAACCACACGGGCGGGGAGCAAAGCAGCGAGCAUCCAGCAUCCAUAGCAAUGGUGGAGAAAAAUCAAAAGAGUAUAUUGACGCAUGAAACGAGGUUAUGAGCCUCCAUUCGUAAGAAAAUGAGCAGAUAAAUGGCUCGUUUAAACUGGGGGCUGCCAGAGUGCUCUCAGGGUUGCAGUGCCUAGCGCCAGCUCUGCAGGACAACGCCAACAUGAACGGCACUGCGGAGCAGCAGGACAUUCUGCCUCCAAACUGCAUGGUCAAAGAGAGAUGGAAAGUGUUGAAGAAGAUAGGUGGAGGGGGAUUCGGGGAAAUCUACGAGGCGUUGGAUCUGCUGACACGGGAGAACGUGGCGUUAAAAGUGGAGUCAGCUCAACAGCCCAAACAAGUCCUGAAGAUGGAGGUAGCGGUUCUGAAGAAACUGCAGGGUAAAAAUCAUGUGUGUAAGUUCAUUGGCUGCGGGCGAAACGAUAAGUUUAACUAUGUCGUCAUGCAACUGCAGGGUAGAAAUCUGGCGGAUCUCAGGCGAAGCCAGCCACGUGGCACCUUUACCAUGAGCACAACACUUCGCCUGGGAAAACAGAUCCUAGAAUCUAUAGAGGCCAUUCACUCUGUUGGCUUCCUCCACCGAGACAUCAAACCGUCAAAUUUUGCCAUGGGAAGGCUACCUUCUACAUACAGGAAAUGUUAUAUGCUAGACUUUGGCCUCGCACGACAAUAUACCAACACUAAUGGAGAAGUCCGACCGCCCAGAACUGUUGCAGGAUUUCGAGGGACUGUUCGAUAUGCAUCUGUAAAUGCACAUAAAAACAAAGAAAUGGGUCGCCAUGAUGACCUGUGGUCUUUGUUUUACAUGUUGGUUGAAUUUGCUGCUGGGCAGCUACCGUGGAGGAAAAUCAAGGACAAGGAGCAGGUGGGUCAGAUUAAGGAGCGUUAUGAUCACAGGAUGCUUCUUAAACACAUGCCAUCAGAGUUUAAUGUCUUCCUCGAGCAUGUUUUAGGCCUCGACUAUUACACCAAACCAGACUAUCAGCUCCUGAUGUCAGUGUUUGAGAACAGCAUGAAAGAACGCAUCAUCACAGAGAACGAGCCGUAUGAUUGGGAGAAAAGUGGGACGGACUCCAUGAUGUCUGCCACCACACCUACUGCAGCGCAACAAAACACACGGCCUACAGCAGCGAUGAUUGGGGUCAUCAAUGUGACCCUGAUGCCAGGUGAUGUUCAGAGGGAGAACACUGAUGAUGUUGUGCAGGACGAGCACUUGAGUGACCAGGAAAACGCCCCUCCAGUUCCCUCCGGACAGCCGGGUGAUGGCAGCCAGUUACCCACGGAUGCAGACGGGUGGGAGGAAACCGAUAUCAACCGCAACAAACUCAGGAUUACUUUUGGAAAGGGGGGUCAAGAGGAUGACCGUAACCGGGGUGUGUGUCCUGUGUCACCACAAAGGGGAGGGGGAGGUUUGGACUCUCCAGGUGUGCAGGUGCACUCGCUCAGGUACCGACGGGUCAACAGCCCUGAAUCAGACCGUUUUUCUGCCGCUGAAGGGCGAGAGGGUUAUGGGCAACGAUCUCGAAUGGACAUCCUGGGUUCUCCCUCUCGGCACGUUUACUCCUCCCAACCUGCUCAGAUGCUGUCUGUGGACGGUUGCCGUGGAGACCGCGGGCGUAACGAGGCCUCUGCGUCAGUGGACCAGGAAGCCCACAGCAACGCUUUCAUUCGCUCUGUACCACUCGCCGAAGAGGAGGACUUUGACAGCAAAGAGUGGGUGAUCAUAGACAAAGAAACAGAGCUCAGAGACUUCCACCACCUGCCAGGGGCCGAGCCCACCACAUCCGGCACCACGGAUGAGGAGCCGGAGGAGUUACGCCCUCUAGAGGACGGAGAAGAGCGGCGGAGACAUAGAGGGACAGAUCCGUCAGUCAGACCCAAGACGUCACAUGGAGACCGGACGACACGGGGCAUGCUGCCCCUUACGGAGGAGGAGACAUCCAGGAGGAGUGGGAAAGGGCAGUCGACGUCAGCGGAGAGCCCUGUGCAGUCACCGUGUCACUCGCUGCCCUCCGGACGGCCUCGCCGGAAAGAGUUAGACUCCAACGGACCUCAGAGACAGGUCUCUGCCCCAAGUGAGCCUCUGUUGUCACCGACUGACUACAGGACUAAAUCGCCAUCCUCAGAGAAGGAGAUGUUCCAUAUCCUUCCCAAACUGCAGGCUAAACGAGCUGACUUUCUCACCGUCAUGCUCACAGGUAGCCUGCAUCAGCGUCGGGCCUUCACGGCUACACCACCUGAGACUCAGCAUGAAGGACCUAGAGAUGAUGAUGUCACGAAAAGCGAGUCCAGUAGUGGAGCAAGCGAAAAGAGUACAGAACGUAGUCAAGAUGGGGCACCAUCCACCUUAGUGGCUGAUGAUCCUCACAAGGAGCAGAAGGAACUGGGUUCAGUGGCUGAUGUAGAUCCUGACCAAGAGGACGUCUCAAAGACCCUUGUUUUGUUUUCACCAGGAGACAUGAAGAAGUCUCCAAAUGCUAUGAAUGGGAAUGAAGUGGAUCAGGGUAUCGCAGGUUCUGAUGCUCCUCAAAAUGUGCAGUCGGAUAAAGGUGAUCAAGUAGAGGUGCAGGUUCAGGAGGAUAUUAAGCAGGUGCAGAGGCCCUCAGAUGACGGAGACCCAUCCAUACAGAUGUCUAAACCAGUGGUAACCAUCUCAACAACUCCAGUGGCCUCAGCCUCAAUUGCAUCACCCCCCUUCUCCAAAGUGGAGCACACUUUUGUACACAUUGCUGAGACAACCCAUCUAAAUAUCAUGCCUUCCCAUGGUGCACAGGUCAGAGAAGGUGACCUGGAAGUUUUAGAAAUUGCUGAGGACAUUCAGAUGAAAAUCAAGUCAGUCCUUUCUAUAGAGCCAGAAAGCGUAAUCUAUCCUGAAGUCACCUCUCAGACUCCUACAGAGGAGUCUCAGGUACUCAAUGUUCUGGAUGGUUCUUUCCCAAAGGAGACUUCUGAAAAACAGGAAGGUCUUACGGUUCCCAUAUCCAUAGAGUUAAGGGAACCCCUCCAGCAAGAUUCAUCAACUGAUGGAAAACUGCAACCAAAAGAAGAACAUCAAGAGGAAAAGCCAGUACCUGGGAAUGGCACAUGGGGUAUUGGGCUUUCUAAACAUCCACGGACAAGGAGCAAGAGUCGCAUUCCUAUUCUGGUCUCAGAGGAGGACAUGGGAUCAGAACAAUCCCUUUAUUCCAGAGAACGGCUGCGAAGAAGAGCCAUUCAGCAGGACUUGGCACGUUUGGCUGUGGAAAGACAGCGGCAGGGACACUGGACGAGACUGAAUUCCAGGACUUCAUCCUCAUUGUCUUCUGGAGAAGAUCCCAAGAGAGCCUCAGAGAUGCUUGCUACUACAUGCUCAGAGGAGGAUGUCCAGGAAUCUUACGAUUCCCUCAACAAGCUUAGGAAGGAGGCUGAAGAGAAGAAUAGGACUGGGUGGAGCAGCAGGAUCCCCAGACCAGUAACCCCGAUAAGGAAGCCUUCAAGCAAACUAGUGGUUGUAGCCCCUGUUAUCUUGCCAGGAGCUAGCACUGUGAAAUUAAAGCAAAAAUCAAACAAUGGCCCAAAGGUUGAAUUGCAAACAGGAUCAAGCGCUCCACCACUCCACACAAGAUCGAAAUCGACACUGUCCCGUUCGACCAUGCCAAGUGGAAGUAAUCGCAUGCCUUUCCACUGCAUUCCUGCAUCAUCCCGUCGCAGUUUAAGCACUGCAGACUGCACUUUCCCCUCCAAACGCAUCGCUAGCCCCUCGCCCCAGAGGUUGCCCCUGCGAACUGCGGUCAGUGAGUCGCGCAAGCAGCCAUUUGCCCUCCGAACCACUGUGGAGCUGCCGUUAAAGUCCAGGACUACUACUUGCAGCGGCCCAAAACAAUCCCCCAAUACAGCUGUGAGGAAUCGAACCAAAGCUUCUGCUCCUUUGAAGAACACAGUUCCCGUGAGAAUGGAAAAAAGCACAAGCAACAACGCAGCUGCAGCCAGAUAAGACACUGUGACUGCUGAUUACUGCGAUUGUUUUCUUCUCAAGUACUUGAACAUAUUGCCUCAAAAGUGCAUCUUCCCCAUUGACCAAAAUUAACCUUUUAAUUAUGUUCUUCCUAAUUAACAAAUGUCUUGUUCCAGUUUUGAACUCUGCACCAAAUAGUUUUAUGUUGUACCAUAAGAUAGUAGAACUUUCACACAUUUAGCUAACACGGUGCUAUACUCUAUACAUUAUGUGUGUUCUGUUGUGCAUAUUUAAUUUAUAUCUGGUUUUUGAAGGUGUAAUUUAUAAUUAGUUAGAUAAGACAUUGUCUUUGACCCUUGUCAAACAUGGUAAAUUGCGUUGACAAUACUAUAAACCACCAGGCACACAGAACAUUGUAAUAUAUAUCACAUAUCCAUUGAAAACACUGGUCUGCAGCCAGGCCCUCUUUGUAAAACUUGUGACAAUGGGCAUGCCUUGUCUUUAGCUUGUUUCAAGUGUUGGAAUAUACUGCUGUAUGCUUGUACAAAUUCUUUACAGUAUUUUGUGCAGAAACCUCAUUAUUUUUUAUCAGGCAAAAGAAAUGGUAAUGUAUUUGGUUCUUAUUUUGUUAAAGGAGUAUAUUGUUGGUUCCACACCAAGUUGUCUUGGUUUUUAAGCAUGGCAAACUUCACACAUUAUUUAUUGUCAAUAUGAAUUAUUUCUAAAUGAACCAGUCCCACCUAUUUUGCUCUUAUUACAAUGGUGAGAUUUUUGUUGGAGAGCAUAAAAUUAUCAAGUCUUAAUUAUGUGUUAUGUUGUUUCUUUCAGGUCCUUUUUCACAUGACAGUCAAAUGUAUUAUGCAAGAGCCAACUGCAUUUAAAAUAGUUUGAACUAAUAUGUCUUUUAGGAAACAUUUUCAAUAUCAUUAUAAUGGAAAGUGAAGCUUUGAGGGUCUCUGAUUUUGAAUAUGACAACUCUCUGUGCUGCUUACCAAAAUUUGAAAUACUGACCCUACUGGCUGACACUGAAACAUUUUUUGAAUGAGCACGUGUGAGCUCCAGUUUCCAGGAGAAAUGUCCACAGAGGGGCGCCAAAAGCAAGUUGCACAGCGAGUUUUUAUUUGUUACAUUAUUUUUUUUUUAUCAUGUAGCUA